AUGGGAAACAGCCCGUCAAGGACAAGUAAUAGCAAUACACUAGUACCGAAGAGCUCAUCCAGUAAUCAACAACAAUUAACAACUAGUGAUGACCUUAAUAAUAACGAACCUAAUGACCCAGAUGAUAGUAGGCCACCUACUAUCUAUAAUAAAAAUACGAAGGAUAUAGAAGUUACCUCUAUACCAAUUAAAAAACCAUCAGAAAGAACAAAUUUUGGAAGAAAUGGUUCACUGGUAAGAAACCAAGGAAGUGGUAAUACUAAUAUUGAAUAUAGUGCUACUCCAGGAAUGGUCAUUCUUUCAACAAAUAACAGUAAUAGUAAUAAUAGCAAUGCUAACAAAUUGAAGUCAAGAAAUUCAAAUUCAAAUUACAAUUUGGACAUAGAUAUCUCCUUAGCAAAGGCUUUCUCUACGUCAACAACAAUUGCAUCAGUAGGUAGUAGCAAUAGUGAUUAUUUCGGUAGUAGUGGCAGUAGUGAAAAUACGCUUUUCAUUUCUUCUCAUAAUUCUAUGAAGGAUGACCCAAACAAUCAAAAUAGUAGCUUUGUCAAGACUAUCGCAAGUACUCCGACAACUGCUAUCAAUACUCACAAUCAUUUAUCAACAAGUCAAGUUUCAAAUAAGAUGAACGGAUCCUAUUCCGGAAACAAUAGCUAUAAUAAUAGCGGAGUGUCAACUUCAUUCUCAUCUAUACCUAAUUAUAGAUCAACCGCCAAACCUGUCUUUUUGAAGAGAUAUCCUCAUGACAGUUCAAGUUCUGACGGUUUGGAUGUUGAUGACGCCAUUGAAAAAUUGUUAAAAUUGGGUGAAUCUAGAGUCUAUAAAUCAAAAGAUUUCCCCUUCCAUUCUUGGGAAAUUCAAUUGAUCUGUUACCAUGCAAGAGAAAUAUUCAUGCAUCAACCAUCGUUAUUGAAACUACAGGCACCAAUUAAGGUAGUCGGUGAUCUUCAUGGACAAUAUUCAGAUCUUUUACGAAUUUUGAAAUUGAGCGGUGUCCCGCCAGAAACUAAUUAUCUAUGUCUGGGUGAUUAUGUUGACCGUGGUAAGCAAUCUUUGGAAACUAUAUUAUUACUGUUAUGUUAUAAGAUCAAAUACAAGGACAAUUUUUUUAUGUUACGAGGCAAUCAUGAAUCGGCAAAUGUUACGAAAAUGUAUGGUUUCUAUGAUGAAUGUAAGAGAAGGAAAAAUACAAAAGUUUGGAAAAUGUUUAUUGAUGUAUUUAAUACAUUACCGUUCGCUGCAGUUAUUCAAGACAAAAUUUUCUGUGUCCACGGUGGUAUUUCACCUGAAUUGAAAUCAAUGGAACAAAUUGAGAGUAUUAAAAGACCAACAGAUAUUCCUGAUGAGGGUUUAAUAACUGAUAUCUUGUGGAGUGAUCCAAAUGCACAAGCACAAGCAUGGUCAUUGAAUGACAGGGGUGUUUCAUACACAUUUGGUAAAAAGACUGUUGUUGAUUUUUGCUCUCAGUUCAAAUUUGAUUUAAUUAUCAGAGGACACAUGGUAGUAGAAGACGGUUACGAAUUUUUUGCAAAGAAGAAAUUGGUAACUGUUUUUUCAGCUCCUAAUUAUUGUGGUGAAUUCCAAAACUGGGGUGCUGUCAUGAGUGUUACCACUGGUUUGAUGUGUAGUUUCGAACUGCUGAAACCUCAUGUGAUUAAACAGAAGAAAUCUAAGAAUUGA
Molecule: messenger RNA, 1680 nt
Organism: Vanderwaltozyma polyspora DSM 70294
Lineage: Eukaryota; Fungi; Ascomycota; Saccharomycetes; Saccharomycetales; Saccharomycetaceae
Gene: PPQ1
Product: protein-serine/threonine phosphatase
Exons: 1
Coding region: 1-1680 (559 amino acids)
Cellular component (GO): cytoplasm; nucleus
Molecular function (GO): protein serine/threonine phosphatase activity
Source: RefSeq, a predicted model, not a curated record